Molecule: messenger RNA, 249 nt
Organism: Clunio marinus
Lineage: Eukaryota; Metazoa; Arthropoda; Insecta; Diptera; Chironomidae
Source: the annotation of a GenBank genome assembly
AUGCUUCCACAUUUACACUUUCCAAUCGAGAAACCAGACGAGUCAAAUAUCUGUAGCGAUCGCCCCGAAAACAAAAUAUCAACUGAAGAAAUUUGUAAUGUCAACAUCAACCUUUAUUUAAGUUCUCUUCGUUUCGAACUCAACGGUACCAAAAAGAACGGAAAGCCAAAAAGCGAAAGACCCGAAAAUGCUCGUAAAAAGUAUCAAAUUAAGGUGCAGAUUCGAUCAAACUUAACUCACGCGUUUUGA